This is a messenger RNA of Diachasmimorpha longicaudata, 3470 nucleotides long. RefSeq lists its product as uncharacterized. Gene Ontology annotation, cellular component: plasma membrane. The transcript is spliced from 13 exons. Lineage: Eukaryota; Metazoa; Arthropoda; Insecta; Hymenoptera; Braconidae. Gene Ontology annotation, molecular function: guanylate cyclase activity; peptide receptor activity; adenylate cyclase activity. The coding region runs from base 1297 to 3318 and encodes 673 amino acids. Gene Ontology annotation, biological process: intracellular signal transduction; receptor guanylyl cyclase signaling pathway; cGMP biosynthetic process. The record is from RefSeq and is a predicted model, not a curated record.
AAUUUGUUCGUACGGAUUGUUGCACUAAGAUUUCAUUGAAAUUUCGCAUAAAAAAGGAACAAAAUAUAAAAUUAAAUACAUCAUUUCAUGAUUAGUAAAUUGGCCGUAAUUUUUUUCAUACAUAAAUGAUAAUUAAAAAGUUUAGUAUAACAUCAUAAGUAACGAUCUAUAAAUUAUCUAAUUUAUAAAAAUAUUUUAAUAAUCGAUUAUUAUCAUAAAACACUCGAUAAUCCGACAAAGUUACGUGAAUUUUUAAUAUUUCAAAUCCAAAAUCAAAUCUAAUCUAAAAAUUGAAAAACCUAAGAGUCAAAAUAUUAAAAAUCCAAUCCAAUCAAAUUAAAAAUCUCGCUCAUCUAUUCAUUCUUAACAAAAAAUAAAACAGAUUUUCCUUUUUUUUUCGUUUUCUCCGAAACUUAAAAUUUUCAAUGUCAACAACGUCACCAAUUUCCCUGAAAUUUCCAGCGAAAAAACCCUCAACUCACUACAAAAAAUUUCAAAAAAUUAACGUUAUACUCCCCGAAGGCCCUUAGUUCCCCGAAACUCGCCAAAAACAUAUUUUCUAAACUAAAUAUUCCUUAUUUCGUCUGAUGAAUUUUUCCCGAUAAAGAGGUGCACUCCAGGGUUGCAUGGAUUUCCCAUAGCAAGAAUGCAGUCGAGGGAAAAUUGCGGGGAGGGUGUAGGGUCAGGGACGAUCGAGACAUGUUCAAUAAUAAAACCGUCGGGUAUACAUAUACGUUCGUGGAAAAUGAAGCUGCAAGAAAGAGAGAGAGAGAGAUAAAAAAAUCAACAUCACGUUGAGAUAUUUUUUUCACUCUUUGUCAUAUUAAACGUGUCAUAGCAGUAGAGUGGAUCGUUGACGCAGAGACGCGAUGAAGGCACGUCAAGAAAGCGCUUAACAACGAUUAAAUGAAUCGUAAUAGAGGCCCGUUUUGAUUGGCUGCGACGGGGUCGAGGGGGAGGGGGAUGUUAUUGUGUAGAAGUUAAAAAGAAUUUCAUUCACGCGUCCUCCGUCUUUUAACAACGUCGAAUAAAAUUUAAAUGUCAAAUAAAACUGACGGAUAUAACGAAAAACGUUUGGAUGACUUUUGGAAUGUUAUUUAUUUUUUUUUUGGUAAGUUACCGACAGAUCGACGCAUUUAUUAGUUCUUUGUUUGGAAUGAGAGCGGGAUCGUUCGAUUGUACGAUUUAUUUGGUACUGGUUACUGAUAAAGUUUGGGGUACAGUUUUAUUUGGUGGCUAUUGGCUGACUAAAUCAAAUAAUCCAGAAUUGCGGUGCCCGGAGUCGAAGAACCGGCGAUGAAAUAUUAUUUUGUUGAUUCAGUAACAGUAAAAGGAUUUAAUCUCCUUGGAAGGGACGUAAAAAAGUGUAAAAUGUCACCCCAUAACGGCUCUUGCAUGGCAGAAUCGAGUUCAGUACGUAGUUUAUCAUCGGACGAUGUGUCAGCAACAAAAUCCAGGAGCAAAUCAUGUUGGGCGCGCGCUACAGAUCCAGCUCAUCGUCGUGGUAGACGUAUCCAAUUGCUGCAGAUGCUUGUAUUACCAUUUAUACCGAUACUUGCCCUAAUUGUACAGACGGCAAAUACACUACACGAUAUUCUCAUUUAUCGUCAAGAAGUGUCCGACAUUGAGAGCCAGGUGACUAUAGCUACGGAUCUGGGGGUCGUUGUGACACGUCUGCAGCUCGAGAGAUCUGAAGUGGCAUUUUUUAUAUACACCAAUGGCAGCAGAUUGAGUGGCCAGUACGACUAUCCAAAAUUCAACUUGACCCAGAGAUAUGCGAUGACUGAUGAGACCUUGAGAAAUUUGACAACUUGGCCAUUGGUGACUGUUCCAACCGACGAAGCUAAAACUCAGACCUACGAUGUUGUCAAUAGAGAGGCAUUUCAAGCUCGAUUGGAUGACUUCAGGCAGAAAAUCAACGAAGAGAGCAGUAUAUCGGAAGUUAUGGCUUGGUACGAGAAUGUUAAUGCAGAAAUGCUGAAUAUACUGACCAAUCAGAUCAAGGAGACUGAUAACAGCGGAGUCUGGAGAUAUUUAAUCGCCUUUAAGAAUCUAUUACGGAGCAUUGAGAGUAUAGGGAUAGCCUCGGUAUACGGGAUCAAUUAUUUCGGACGGGGAGUUCUCCUCCGAGAGAACUACGUUAGUUAUAUCCGUCACGAGGCACUCGGAAAAGAUCUUCUCAAUGGAUCUCUGUCGUAUGUACCGGACCUCAAGGCACUGUACGCCGAUCUCACUCGAACAAUGCCGGAGUACGGUAAAAUAAAGUCAAGGCGAGAUGAGAUUUUACGCAACAACGACCGGCAACCGAGUGUCGAGGACGCCAUUGAUUAUUUCGACUCCAUGGCAGUUUAUGUCGAUGAAUUGAGAAAAAUACAAACAGCAUUGCGUCACAUGAUACGAGAAUACGUCAAUUCAACGCUUCAGAAGGCAAGCAACAAGCAAGUCGCCGGAAUAGCCAUUGUCGCACUUGUUCUCGUCAUUUCGCCGAUUAUUAUUGUUCUUGUGCGAAAUGCCGUCGCAACGAUUCAGGUAUACGCAGCGAAUCUCGCCCAAAAGGCAAGGGAACUGAAACGUGAGAAGAGGAAAAGUGACACUCUAUUAUUUCAAAUGCUUCCACCAUCCGUUGCCCAACAACUCAAGCAGACGCAGCAGGUGCCCGCGGAAUAUUACGAGGCUGUCACUGUGUAUUUCAGUGACAUCGUUGGCUUUGUGGAAAUAGCCGCAGAAAAUACACCACUCGAGGUGGUGACGUUCUUGAACUCAAUUUACAAACUGUUCGACGCGAGAAUCGAGUGCUACGAUGUUUACAAAGUGGAAACUAUCGGGGAUUCCUACAUGGUUGCGUCCGGAUUGCCUGUUCGAAACGGCGAUAAACACGUGUCUGAGAUAGCGACAAUGGCCCUGGACCUGUUGGCUGCGUCAUCGGUGUUUCAAGUACCAAAGCGACCUGGUGAACGCCUGCAAAUUCGCAGUGGAGCACACACUGGGCCAGUUGUUGCUGGCAUUGUUGGGACCAAAAUGCCCCGGUAUUGUCUCUUCGGGGACACAGUGAACACAGCGAGUAGAAUGGAGUCGACAGGAGAAGCUCUGCGUAUUCACAUAAGCCUGGAGAUGAAAAAGGCCCUAGAGGCUGUCGGGGGGUUCAAGAUAGUGCAUCGAGGGCUCGUAGAUGUCAAGGGUAAGGGCCUGAUGGACACCUACUGGCUAGAAUGCAAGGACGGUGGUAUAGCCCGAGCGACGGAGCUGGAUCUUCCCACGUUCUUCGAAGACGUUCGCCCGGUCUUCAUGCGUCGUCUGCGGGAGGAGGAGUCACUCUGAUGUGAGCCCUACUCCCGUCGGGAUCUCUGGUACCUAAACCGACAGGGGCCACUACGUCCAAACCCAUGCAUCCGCCUGUCCCAGCCGAACCUGAUAGAUCACCUGAAGCGACCGGGCCUGACACCUGGACAUCCGAAGAAGACUCGGCUGUC